CAAUAUCUGCAAAGCAUAAGGAUCUUGAUAGGAACUCAAGACUACCACCAAACACUUUUCUGUCUGGACUAAACUAAGACAACCAUGGCAGCAAGACGAAGUGGAGCUGCAUAUUAUCAGCAGAGUGUAGCUCAGUGCUUUCUGCUGUGUUGCUGUAUUUUUGUUAAUCCAGGGAUUGGAUAUUCACUAAAAAACUGCACAGUCCGUGAAACUCUUGAUGAUCCUAACAUGAAAGUAGUCUGUACUAUGAGGAAACUCCAAGCCAUACCUGAUGACAUUCCGCAAAAAGUUAGAACGUUGGAUAUUUCCUGCAAUAAUAUUGCACUUAUCAAGAAGUCGGAUUUUAAAGAUCUUAUGGUUGUUAACAUUUUAAACAUGUCCAGCAACCAGAUAUGUUUUGUAGAGGGUGGAGCUUUUUUGGACCUGGUGACUCUAAAGGAGUUGAACCUAGCCGACAACAAACUCACCACUCUCACAGAAGAUUUGUUUCUUGGUUUGGGCAACCUCUCAGUUCUUCGAUUAGACAACAACCUCAUCAAAACUAUUGCAUCCUUGUCCUUUCAUUGUCUCUCCAAUUUACAGAAGCUGAAUUUGACCAGAAACCGACUGAAGUUUUUGAAGGAUAUUCAUCCCAUCUUACAAUUUACCAACUUGCAGGAGUUAUUCAUUGGGUUUAACAGAUUUACCACUUUCCAGUCGCAGGAAAUAUCAAACACAUCCAUGGGCCUGCAAGUUUUGGAUGUGUCCAGCAAUCCACUGGGAGUCUUCAGAAUCACAGGUGAUGUUCUUCCUCACCUUCAGACAUUAAACCUGUCCUUCUCUGGUCCAAAUGGAAGCCUGGAAUGGGAUGUGCUGAAUAGUUCUUUCCUGAGCAGCGUGUCCAUUCUUAACUUGAAUGGUGUCAACAUGUCUUCGGAUUGGGUCGAUAUGGUGUUGCAGAGCUUUAACUCUUCAUUAAAACAACUAACACUGUAUAAUAUAGGAGAAGAGAGAAUCAAGACCUUUACAGAUGCUGCUUGCCGUAUUCCUAAGUUGAGGGUGCUCCGAUUGCUUCAAAGUAAUAUUUUGUUUGUCUCUGAAGAGAUGCUGCAGUCUUGCAACAAGCUGACUGAGCUGGACCUAUCAAACAAUCUUCUUACGGAACUUUCUAACUCUUCAUUCAAAUCAAUGACGCAGCUGGAUACUCUAAAUCUGGGCAAAAACAGGCUUUCUUCUGUGCCAAAUGUCAUCAGGAAUCUCCAAUCUCUACACCAACUGGAUCUUAGCGUCAAUAACAUCAAUAAACUACACUGCUCUGAUUUUGUCAAUCUGACAGGACUCUCAAUACUCCAUAUUUACCACAAUAAAAUUCCCAACAUUGAAGGCUGUGUUUUUCAACAUUUAAGGGACUUGAAGGUCUUGAAUAUUGGAACAAAUAAAUUCCUGACUUUGGCUGGUGCUUUCAAGAAUGGUUUUCAACAACAACUAGAAAUCUUGGAUUUGCGAGGUGGUUUAUUAGAAACUCUCUCUAAUGGAGAUUUUAAAGGCUUGACAUCCCUUCAAUCCUUGGUUAUGUACAACAAUAAAAUUUCCGUUAUUGAAAAUGGAGCAUUUGAGGGACUGGGCAACCUCAUCAACCUUCAUCUGGCAUCAAAUAAAAUCACUCGAGUUCUCACAGGGGACACUUUCAAAGGACUAACAAAGUUAAAAGAACUAAAUUUAUCCUCCAAUCGUAUUAGUUAUGAAACCCAAGGUGAACUCAACUAUCCACCCUUCUGUCUUCUCUCAUCUCUAGAGAUUCUGAUAAUCUUCAGUCAGCAUCCUGCAGGAAUGAUUUAUCUGCCAUCCAACUUUCUCAAAGGUCUGAAAUCUUUAUUGGUUUUCAAUGCAAAGAAUCUUAACAUUAGGUCCCUUCACCCUAACACAUUCAUCUACACUCCCAAAUUGUUGUCACUUGACAUUAGCCUGAAUGAAUUCAGAGUUCUCAGUCCUGAGCCUUUUCUUCCUGUCCCUAGACUUAAUCAACUCUUCCUGUCCAAAGCCCAACUUCCAUCUUUAGAUUUUCUCAUAGGAGCCAACCUCACUCAGCUUAGUUUAUUGAAAGUAACAAAUAAUGCUUUGACUGCAAUCAGUCCGGAGGAGAUUACGUCUAUUCCUGCCUUGAGUUACAUUGAACUAAAAUACAAUGCUUUCAUUUGUGACUGCAGCAAUUCCUGGUUUAUCAACUGGCUAAAAGAAAGCAAUAAAAUCCAAGUUGUUUAUGCCUACGAUUAUGAAUGUAAGAACCCAGUUGUCCCAAAAGAUACUAAAUUGUUAGAGCUUGACACCAAUUACUGUUCAAUAAGCUUCCUUUGUUUCAUCUCCACCACUUGUGUGGUCCUUUUCACACUGAUAGUCUCCUAUACAUACCAUCUCCUGAGAUGGCAGGUGGUUUAUGCCUACUACCUUUUCCUGGCUUAUCUCCACGAUACCAAGAGGAGGAAGACUUGUGCACCUCAUAAAGGCCAGUAUGAUGCCUUUAUCUCCUACAACGCCCACGAUGAGCCUUGGGUUCUGAGGGAGCUACUACCAAAGCUGGAGGGAGAGCAGGGCUGGAGGUUGUGUCUGCACCACCGGGACUUCCAGCCAGGCAAACCCAUCAUGGACAACAUCACAGACGCCAUCUACGGGUGCCGCAAGACCAUCUGCGUGAUAAGCCGCCGUUACCUGGAGAGCGAGUGGUGCUCCCGGGAGAUCCAGAUGGCCAACUUCCGUCUGUUGGAUGAACAGAAGGACGUCCUGAUCCUGGUGUUUCUGGAGGAUAUCCCAGCCCAGGAGCUUUCUCCCUACCACCGGAUGAGGAGACUGGUGAAGAAACGCACUUACUUGAGCUGGCCUAGAGCCGGGGAGCACCCAGGGGUUUUCUGGGAGAAACUCCGUUUGGCCCUAGAGACCAGAAACUGUACUGCUGAGGAGAACCCUCUCCUGUCUGGGGAGGAAAGGCCAUUAUAGUACACAUUCUUAAUUUCAAGUAAAUGGAUCAGAACCUGGAUUUAAAGAAAGUAGCAAUGCAAUUUAAGUUAAUUUUAGAUCAAAAUGUAUCAACCGCAUAGUUCUGCUUUUCUGCUCUAUUUUCAGAGUAUGACAACAUUACAGCCAUAUAAAACUGAGUUGGGCAAUUGUAUAAUGUUGA
Molecule: messenger RNA, 3151 nt
Organism: Esox lucius (northern pike)
Lineage: Eukaryota; Metazoa; Chordata; Actinopteri; Esociformes; Esocidae
Product: toll-like receptor 13
Exons: 1
Coding region: 85-2970 (961 amino acids)
Biological process (GO): immune response; toll-like receptor signaling pathway
Cellular component (GO): membrane
Molecular function (GO): protein binding; transmembrane signaling receptor activity
Source: RefSeq, a predicted model, not a curated record